AAUUGUAAUAUUUUCGUUGACAUUGGAAAUAUGAAUUGCAUUGGAAAAUUAAGAGUAAAACAAUCUUUCCAACGAUACCAAAUAAAUUACAUUUUAUAUAGCAUGACAGCUGCCACUAAGUGUUUAUGUGAACGAGGUGCAGAUGUUAAGCUAAAAAAUACCCAUGGAUCUACUGCUCUUCAUUUAGCUGCUCGAAGAGGAAAUGAAGAAAUUUGUAGAAUUCUGAUUAACCAUGGUUCUGAUGUAAAUGCUACAGAUAGUGGAAAUUGCACACCACUUCAUAUGGCGAUUCUUGCAUGCAGUGAAGUUAUAACAAAGUUACUAAUUAAAAAUGGAGCCGAUGUAAAUGCAAAAGAUGGUGAUGGCGAAGGACCUAUUCAUUAUGCUGCUGCUAUGAAUCAAGAAAGUAUAAUUAUUUUACUGACUAAAGGAGCUCUUGUAUUAAUUGAUGAAGAAAAAAGGGAUGAUGCACAAAGAAAAUAUGUUAACUUAAGAACAGACAAGAAGGAUACAGCACUUCACAUUGCUGCUCGGGCAGGUUAUUUAGACACAGUAAAAACCUUGGUGUCUAUUGGUGCCAAUGUAAACAUUUGCUCUGCUACAGAUUCUACACCGUUGCACCUUGCAGUAAUCAAUGGUGAUAAAGAUAUGGUUGAAUAUCUGUUAGAACAUAAUGCCAAAGUCAAUGUAUAUGAUCACCAAAACAUGUCUCCAGCACAUAAAGCAAGUCAGUUCGGUCGGUUUGAUGUAAUAAAGUUAUUAGUGGAAAAAGGAGCUCAAAUAGAUUCUAUAGAUAGCAGUUGUUUCACACCACUUAUGUGGGCUGUUUUAAAAGGUCAAAAUGAUAUUGUAGAAUAUUUGUUAAAAUGUAAAGCAGAUGUCACCAUAAGUGAAAUGAACAUGAAAAGCAUUCUUCACUUAGCAAUAGAAAACUGUCAUAGUUCAACACUUCAACUUCUUAUAAAGAACGGGUGUUCUUCUUUAAUUAACAAACCUGAUAAAGAUUUUAAAAGGCCAUUGCACUAUGCCGCUAUAAGCAAUGACGUCGAGUCAAUCAAGAUACUUAUUCAAGUAUCAGCUGACAUUGAUGUUACUGAUAAUGAAGAAAAAACUGCAUUGCAUACUGCAGCAGAGUAUGGUCAUUUUAACUGUUUAAUAACAUUAGUUCAAACUUCUGCUCGAAACAUCAAUGGUAUGGAUGAGAAAGGAAGGUCACCUUUGCACCUUGCUGCCAAAAAUGGAUGGAUAAAAACAACACUGACUUUAAUUGAAAUGGGUGCACAAAUUUCAGGUCGUGAUGAUUCAAGUUGGACUCCCCUUGAUUAUGCUGCAAGAAAUGGACAUUCUAAAGUUGUAGUAGCUCUUAUUAAUAAUGGUGCUAGUGUGGAUGGAUUUGAUCCAAAUAAACUUACCCCUCUUCAUCAUGCUUCCAUUAAUGGACAUGUUGAUUGUAUAAAUGUUCUGUUGAAUCAUGGUGCAAGUAUAUCUUUUCAGAAUAAAGACGGAAAAAAUUGUUUAGAUCUAGCUAUAGAAAAUAACAGAAAAGAAGCUUGUGUAGUAUUUGUUAAACAUGAUAGAUGGAAAGAAGCACUCAACCAUUUUGAUAAUGAAGGGUUUAAUCCUAUGGAAAAACUGAUAUCAUCAGCUCCUGAUAUUGCAAAAAUUGUUUUAGACAGAUGUGUUGAAUAUUCUAAAAUUGAUGAAAAAUUGGAAGAAUAUUAUAUAUGUUAUGAUUUCCAAUAUCUUGAUUUUCCACCUGACUGUAACUUCAAAAGGCAUUACUUUGGUCCUUCCAGUAUGGUAGCAUAUAAUUGUGAAAGUUUACUUUCUCAUCCACUUACUGUUCAACUUAUUAAUGAUAAAUGGACACGUUUAGGUCGUUGGAUUCAUUUGAUCAGCUUGUUUAUUUAUAUUAUGUUUGUAUCUAUGCUUACUGGUUUACUUAUUAUUGACAAAACAAGAGUUCGUUAUAAUGAAAAGAAUUUGUUUCAAAAAAUAAUACCUAUUAUCACACUUGCUCUCUCUGUUUUUGAAAUAUUAAAAGAAAUUGUGCAGGCAUACAUUCUUAGGAAAGAAUAUUUGAAUGACCUGAGUAAUUAUUUGGAGUUAAUGCUUUAUUCAUCUAGCUUUAUUUUUAUGAUACCAUUUAUUAUGCAGCUUGUUGAUGUGCAAAAAGACUCAACAUCAUUUAAGAUACAGCAAAAUGUGAAGUGGAGUUCUGGAGCAGUUGCAAUUUUUUUUGCGUGGACCAACUUGUUACUAUAUUUAAAACGAAAUACUUUUUUUGGGGUUUAUGUAAUAAUGAUUAUUGAAGUUUUUAAAUCACUGACAAGUGUUACCAUAGUUUUUUUUAUGAUUGUUGUGGCAUUCUCACUUACAUUUUUUGUGCUUCUCGGAAAUCAAUCUGCAUUUUUGUAUCCCGGAAGAUCAAUUUUAAAAACAAUUGCCAUGACUCUUGGGGAAAAUGAUUAUGACAUAACAUUUGCAUACAAUUCCACAACAAAUCUUCCACAAAAUAAAGAUGAAUUACCAUAUCCAGAAAUGUCUUAUGUAUUGUUUACACUAUUUUUGAUAGUGUGCCCCAUACUACUCAUGAAUUUAUUGGUUGGUUUAGCUGUAGGCAAUAUAGCUGAUGUCAGGAAGUCAGCGUACAUACUUAUGUUAAAAGCUCAAGUUGAUAUUCUAAAAGCACUUGAGUCAAGAUAUCCUAAGAAAUUGUUGAAAAAAAUUUAUUGCAGACAGCUAAUAAUAUACCCAAAUAAAGUUAGUUGGAAAAAAAGAAUACUUAAUUGGUUUAGUCACUCCAGCUAUGAUUCCUUAAAAGAUGAACAAGAAAAAAGAUCUAGAUGGAAAACUGAUUUAACAAAAGAGUUAGAACUACAACGCAUGGAGUUUGACAUUGAAAGAAAGAAAAUGAAAUAUAUGAAAAGUCUUUUGAAAGAGCAUCUUGAGAUAACCAAGGAAUUAGCUGUCACUUUAAAGAUUGAUGAAAAUAGCUUUGAAUCCAAUGGUAAGCAUAUUAACAUGGAUAGCAACUCAGAGUCACUGGAGUUAGAAAGAAGUAGUUAUUUUGAUGAGACUGACAUUAAGCUAGCAAAUCUUAGCCAUGAUAAAGAAAUAAAUAAAGAUGAAUUUGCAAACUUUGGCAAUGCUAAUGAAACAGAUUUGACUGAAUUAUUGGCACACGAAAAUUCAAAGGGAGUAAAUUUAGAAAAAACUGAUAAAAAAAAGUUAACUAUAUAUGAGCAACAGUCAUUGUCUAAUAAAAAUUCUAAAACAUCUGUUAAGCUUAGAAAUCUUAAACCUAGAGUAGAGGAUGAAAGAGAAGGUUUAGUGCACGCUGAAAUACAAUCCUCUGAUACUUCUUCUCUUCAAAGUGAAAAUAAAGAUAAUCAAAAAGAUUCAUUAGAUGGAAAAAAAAGAAUAUCUAUGUUCAACUUCCCAAAGUGGCUCAAAGAUUAUUCUAAUGGAAAAGUUGAACAAUCACCUAAACCAGAGAAGGAGACUGAAGGUGAUUUUUCAAGGUUUUCUCUCCAUCUUGCUGCAAAAGAAGGAACUAUAGGGCGUAUUCAACACAUUAUUGAAAAUAAUAAAAAGCAAAACUCAGUAACAUCGAAAGAGUUUAUCAGCACAAGAGAUGGAUGGAAUAAAAAUGGUUUUAGUGCUUUGCAUUUAGCUGCACGGUAUAAUCAAAAAGAUGUUGUUGCAUAUCUCCUUGAAAAUGGAUCUUUAAUCGAUAGUCCAGAUAGAGAUGAUGGUAAUACAGCUCUCUUAUUGGCAGCAAAAUAUGGAAUGACAACAACUGCAUCAUUUCUGAUUGAAAAAGGAGCAAAUGUUAUGUUUAAAAAUAAUUAUGGAACUACAGCAUUGCACUAUGCAUGUAGGCGUGGUAAUAAAAAACUUUUGCUUAAGAUUCUUAGCAUUCCAAAUGUAGAUAUAAAUGUUCAAGACAUUAAUUUGAAUACUCCGCUUCAUCUUGCUAUGAAUGGUGGUUGCAUAAGGGUAGUAAGUACUCUUAUAAACUAUGGAGCAAAUGUAUUUGCUAUAAAUAAUAAAGGGGAAAUUCCUAUACAUUAUGCAGCUGCUUCAACUGUAGAUAACAUAAGAGAUGAGCUGAAUAAAGGAGAUUACUUUGUCUUAGAAGAAAUCAGUAAUAAAACUAAAGCUUUGCAACAUGUUCCUUCAUCAAUUGUUGAAGAUCUUAUUGAGUUACUUAUCAAAGGAGCUCUCAAAAACGUUCCCAAAGAUAAACAUGAACAACAGAGAAACGCAUUUGUUAACAGUAAAACCAAAGAGAAUCACACACCUUUGCAUAUUGCAGCAUGUUGUGGUAAUGAAAAAUCAUUACAUAAAUUGUUGAGAGUUGGUGGAGAUGUCAACGCUCAAACAGAUUCUGGCUUAACUCCUUUACACUUUGCUGCUAUGAGUGGGCAUGAAAGAGUAGUAAAUUUUUUAAUAAUGUAUGAUGCUAAUAUUCAAGCAGUUGAUAAUGACUUAAUGACUCCAUUGCACAGGGCUUGUCUAUUUGGACGAUUAUCAGUUGUUAAAUUAUUAGAUGAGAAAGGAGCUUUACUUGAAGUUAAAGAUAAAAACAACUUUACUCCUGUUAUAUGUGCUGUGUGUAAGGGUCAUAUUGAAGUUAUAACAUAUCUGAUUGCUAGGGGUGUUCAAAUUAAUUCAACUGAUGUUAACAAUAAGAAUGCUCUUCAUGUUGCAGUUAAAGAGAACCAAUUAGAAACUUUAAAGUUUUUAUUGGAUAAUCAUCAAUUUAAAAAGAUGAAUGAUUCAGAUAAAGACAAUAGGGCACCUGUGCAUUAUGCAGCAGCUGAUGGAAAUCUUCAGGCAUUGGAAUUUUUAAUUCAAAAAAAUGCUCCAAUUGAUGUUGGUGAUAAUCAAGAAAGGACUCCUCUUCAUUUGGCAUCUGAGAAGGGUCACUUAUCUUGUGUAAAACUUCUCAUUUCUACAUCUGCUGGAGAAAUUAACUCUACUGAUGCCCAUGGAAUGACUCCGCUUCAUUUAGCUGCAUCAAAUGAUCAUAGAAAAGUAGUGAAUCUCCUUAUUGAGUCCGGUGCUGAUGUUUCUUUACGUGAUAAUUGUGACUGGAGCCCUUUAGAUUAUGCUGCAAAAAAUGGUCAUGAAAAGAGUCUGCAAAUUUUACUUGAAAAUGGUGCUUUUAUUAAUGCUUGUGACAAAAAUGGUUAUACACCUCUGCACCAUGCAGCACUUGCAGGACAUGUUGAAUGCAUAGUUGCAUUACUAGAUCAGGGUGCUAAUAUUCAACUACUAACUAAGGAGAGAAAAAAUUGUUUAUAUCUUGCAGUUGAGAACUCAGAAAGAGAAGCUGGCAUGGCGAUUGUUAAGCACAAAAGAUGGCAUGAAGCUCUUCUCAAUAUAGAUAGCAAAAGAGCUCCUGUUAUGGAAAAAAUAAUCGAACUUGCACCUGAAGUUGCAGAAGUUGCAUUAGAUAAUUGCAUUACUUAUUCUGAUCUUGAUAAAAAACAUUCUGAUUAUUCAAUUGAAUACAAUUUUCAAUUUGUAGAUACUGACCCCAUAAACAGUUUAAAUUCUUUUUUUGCACCUUCUUUGAUUGUUCAAUACAAACGUGGGAAAUUGUUGAGCCAUCCUCUAGUUGUUGAGCUUAUUAAUCAGAGGUGGUCUCGAAUGGGUCGGUGGGUGUACUUAUCUUCACUAAGUUUUUAUUUAGUGUUUGUUUCACUUCUUACAGCACUUGUGGUUAUAGAAAGAAUGAGUUUAAACAAGCAACCAACAAAAAUAUGCUCGGGAAAGAAAUUUACUGACAUAAUUACAUGGUCGACUCUCGGCAUUGCAUGCAUACAAAUUUUAUGGAAAUUGAUAUUAACUAUAUAUAUUGGAAUAAGUUAUAUAAACAAUCCAGUUAAAAUAUUAGAAUUUUUUUUAUACAUUUCAACAGCAUUGUUUAUGGUUCCUUUUAUUACUUGCCAAUUUCAUUUGAAAAUGACAAAUUUAGAGUCUAUGAAAUGGCAAUCUGGAUCACUUUCAAUUUUACUUGCAUGGUCAAAAAUACUGUUAUAUUUAGAGAAUUUACCAUUUAUCGGUUUAUAUAUUGUCAUGUUUACUGAGGUCCUUUACACAUUACUAAAAGUUUUAUUGGUUUUUGGCACUCUUCUAAUUGGUUUUGGUUUAUCUUUUUAUGCACUACUUGAUCUUCAAUCAGCAUUUAGUGAUUAUGGGCGCUCAAUUGUCAAAACAUUUGUCAUGAUGCUAGGUGAAAUAAGCUACGACUCUAUCUUUACAAAUAACUACUCAGAUGAAAAUAGUCAUCUUCUACCUAAUUUAGAAAUAUCUAUUGUCAUUUUUCUUCUAUUUGCUAUGAUAAUGAUAAUUGUGGUUAUGAAUUUGCUUGUUGGUCUUGCAGUUGGUGAUAUUGAAUCAGUUCGCAACAAUGCAUAUCUAAGAGUUUUACAGAGACAAGUUUAUUUUUUAAGUAUUUUAGAUCGAACCUAUCCUAAAUUUAUUCGAAAAUUUGUGUAUAAAGCUUCUUAUAUACAAAAACCUAAUCAAAAGAGUUGGUUUAAAAAGUUUAUCCUAUGGUUGGGUAAUUUUCAAAGGAAAGCAUUGGAAGAAGAACAAACAGAUGCAAAAAAAGAUUUAAUAAUGCUUGAAAUUGCAUCUAAUAAGGAAGCAAUAAUAAAGCAAAAAAAAAAGACUAAAUCGAUUUUAGACGAUCUCGAAAAGCAAUUGAAAAGAACUAAAAAAAUUGCUAAAUUCAUUGCAACAAGUUCUUCGUUCAAAAACAAAGUUGAUUGAAAUGUUUUAAAAAGUUCAGUCAUGCAACAUUAGCAAAAUUAAUUUUUACUUUAGCUAACCAAAAAGGUUAAAUUAAAACUCGUAAAUUUAAUUUAUAUUUAUAUAUAUUGUUUUAGUAUUUUUAUGUCUAUAUAUUAAAUAUAUUUUUAUGAAAAAGUGUUUGGUUUAAUCACGUGAUAAUUUUGAAUAUAA
This is a messenger RNA of Hydra vulgaris (swiftwater hydra), 6981 nucleotides long. NCBI's taxonomy places the organism in Eukaryota, Metazoa, Cnidaria, Hydrozoa, Anthoathecata, Hydridae. The record is from RefSeq and is a predicted model, not a curated record.